Molecule: messenger RNA, 1565 nt
Organism: Moneuplotes crassus
Lineage: Eukaryota; Ciliophora; Spirotrichea; Euplotida; Euplotidae
Source: the annotation of a GenBank genome assembly
UUAUUAAAAAAAUUGAAAAAAUGUUGUUCCAAACGAGUGAGGUUAUGAGAGAAGAGGAAGACCAGAUCGGCAUGUUCUCGAGGGUUGGGAAGACGGCUGCUAUAGUAGAGGAGAGAAGAGCUGGAAAAUCAGCAAGAACAGGAGAGCAACGAGUCGAAAGAAAGUAAACAUGAGCCUAAGAGAAAAAUUAAAGCCAAUUUCAAACUUGAUUCUUCGUUUAAAACAGUUUCAAGAUACCAGAGACAGAAAGUGCUUGACAAGAAAGAUAUUUCAGUUCCUGUUGGCUACUAUAGGCCAAAGUUCAGUUUUAUACAAUGAUCUAGGCAUACUGAGUCAGAAUUUUGAAGAACAGAAAGCUGACUAAGUCAAGGCCAAAGACUAAUGAUAUAAAAGUAAAAAUGUGAAACAGAAUAUUUCGCUCAUUAAAAACAUCAGAGAAUAGCUCCUUGAGAGGAAGAUCUCAGAACCUAAGAAAAAAGCUAAAUAACCUUAAGAAGAAUUCUAAGAGGGAGAAAUUAUACCAGAAUACAGAUAGGGCAAGCUCAAACAAAGUUUCAAAACUCAUGAUUUCAACAGUGAACUCUCAACAUAUUUCUGAAGAAGCAUCAAGCGCCAAGUUAGUUAUGCCAAGAAAUGUUAGUACUUGUAAUAAAAAGGGAUCUGUUCCUUUUGAGUCAACCAGAAUGUUUUUAGUAAAGAGUCAAUUAUCUCACAAGAAGUUGACUUCUAAGAAAACACUGUCUAUCUUUCCCCCAAAGGAAAUUAGUUUGCUUCAGGGUCCUUUUGAGAUAGAAGACUCUUUGAGGAGCCAGUCUAAGAAAUCUAGAGGAAAAUCCUUGUUCAAAGUUCCAAUAAUACUCACUGGGAGAUCCCCACAAACAAAAUUUAAUAGACAGAAAUCUGGGUUCUCAAAGCCUGUGGGUCCUUGAAAAGAGAAACUCUACCGCAUUAUAAAGAAAAAGAACAAAGAAGGAGCUUUAGAGAUAGUACCGAAAUUUGAUAUCAGCCAAGAAAUUCAAAAGAGAAGCAAUAUGAUACGUUCUUUUGAUACCACACUUGGUAGAGAAGAAGCUAACUAUUUGCAACAAAAACAACUCUUUGACAAAGGAAGGCUAGAAAAAUUUGACCCAAAGUAUAACACACAAGUUAGAAAAAUUCCCUCAGUUGAUUACUCAAAGAUGAUUGGAAGAGAUAAUGUUUUCGAAUCUACUUGAUUCACACCAGACUAUUACGAUUCUCCUGAUCAUAAAAAUAGCAACAAAGAACUAAACAAAUCUCAAAAUGUAGUCAUUGGAAAUGUAGACUUUACUAAGCAGAUUUCACGGGAUUCGUGCAGCUCAUUUUACAGACAUAGGAGGGAUAUAUCUCCAGAGUUUUAUAGCUAUAACCUAGACUCUGUAUCAUCUUGUCUGAGGGGCACCGACUGGAGUAAGCAAUCUUCCAGGACAAAAAAAGUGAUACAAGAGAAGAAGCGAAAGAUAUUAACACUUUACUGCACAACAUCAGUCAAGAUGAAGAAGUUAGGUCAGAAGUAGUCUACAUUUAGUGGUGUGCAGAUUUCAAUA